AUGUCAGGUAAAGGUGGUAAAGCUGGUUCUGCUGCUAAGGCUUCUCAAUCUAGAUCUGCAAAGGCAGGUUUGACUUUCCCAGUCGGUAGAGUUCACAGAUUGUUGAGAAAGGGUAACUACGCUCAAAGAAUCGGUUCUGGUGCUCCAGUCUAUUUGACUGCCGUUUUGGAAUAUUUGGCUGCUGAAAUCUUGGAAUUGGCCGGUAACGCUGCUAGAGACAACAAGAAGACCAGAAUCAUCCCAAGACAUUUGCAAUUGGCUAUCAGAAACGAUGACGAAUUGAACAAAUUGUUGGGUAACGUGACCAUCGCUCAAGGUGGUGUCUUGCCAAACAUUCACCAAAACUUGUUGCCAAAGAAAUCUUCCAAGGCUAAGGCUUCUCAAGAAUUAUAA
This is a messenger RNA of Kluyveromyces lactis, 393 nucleotides long. It is a transcript of the gene HTA2, whose product is annotated as histone H2A. Bases 1 to 393 code for a protein of 130 amino acids. Gene Ontology annotation, cellular component: nucleosome. The record is from RefSeq and is a predicted model, not a curated record. The transcript has a single exon. Gene Ontology annotation, molecular function: protein heterodimerization activity; DNA binding; structural constituent of chromatin. NCBI's taxonomy places the organism in Eukaryota, Fungi, Ascomycota, Saccharomycetes, Saccharomycetales, Saccharomycetaceae.